Messenger RNA from Clonostachys solani, 1791 nucleotides. Lineage: Eukaryota; Fungi; Ascomycota; Sordariomycetes; Hypocreales; Bionectriaceae. The record is from the annotation of a GenBank genome assembly.
AUGCAUCUCCUCCAACUGCCAGUCGAGUUACUGCAGGGCAUUGUUGAAUACCUUGCCGACGAAAGGGACAUCAGUGCCCUUAGCCGGACGAGUCGGCCGCUGUUCAGCGCGGUCAUUUCGCACCUCUAUGCUAGCAAUCAUUUCCGCCACGACGGCUCAGCUGUGACAUGGGCCAUCGAAGCCGGGAGGCCAGAAACCAUCCAAAGAGCACUCAGCGUGGGCGUUGACCUUGUGCAGCUGCGUCAUAUUACCCUUGCGGCCGAGCUUGGCCAAGCCGAUCUUCUCAAUACCCUGCUGGAAGGCAAACUCAAGUAUGGCGGCUUUCAGAGUAUGGAAACUGACGAGAAUGACCGGUGCCCUUUGCUUGUCGCAACCAAAGCCGCGCAGUACGACACUACCAAGAUCCUUCUGGACACGGGCAGAGUCGGGGUUGAAGCGUGGAGCCGUUACGACAGGACGCCACUACACAUUGCAUCGAGCUAUGGAAAUCCGCGGCUGGUCAAGCUGCUCCUGGAUUAUGGGGCUAAUAUUCUUGCCAUGGAUAAAUUUGGACGCACGCCGCUAGGAUAUGCCUGUGCACCAGACCACUACUUCUCUAGGGCCCGGCAGACGGCAAGCCGAGAGGGUUACGUCGAGACUGUAAGGGUUCUUAUCGAAUACGGAACCGAUGUUCUCUACAGAGAAUUCAACAACUUCACUGCGUUUCAUUCGGCCGUCCGUUAUGGUUAUUGUGAUGUAGUCGAGCUGCUUGCUGCUCAUGGCGCGGACGUGAACACUCGGGACCGACGGGGACACACACCUUUACAAACUGCUAGCCUCGAAUGUGGGAAACUUGAGAUGACGCAAUUACUCGUUCGCGCAGGUGCUGAUAUCAGGGCGACGAACUUUCACGGCCGCAACUCCCUCUACAUGUCACCAAAGACGAAGGAGCCGGCACAAGUGGCCGAGUUCUUGUUCGCGCAGGGAGUUGAGAUGACCAGAGACCUCGAAGGCAAUACCCCGCUUCAUUAUGCCAAAGUUUCCUCAGACCUGGUCGAGGUGUUUCUUGCACAUGGAGCCGAUAUCAAUGAUUUGAAUCUGAGACGGGAGACGCUCCUGCACCUUGCUUCGUCUGACCCAAGUCGAGCUCCACUCGUGGGGAUGCUCAUCGAGCGUGGCGCGGAUAUUAAGUUGAAGGAUAUCCAGGGACAGACACCCCUGUUUCUGGCAGUAAGAUGUUCCUCGCUGAAAACGAUGGAGGUUCUGCUAGAGCAUGGAGCAGACCCUAACUGCCUGCCCAAUAGUGGGCUGUCCAUGAUACAGAUGGCAAUCUCUCGGCGCUCCGCGGAUCAGACUGAUCUCCUAUUACGCUUUGGAGCAGAUCUUGGAAAAUUCAACGAGCAGGGAAGAAGCGCCAUGCAUUACUGCGCCUUGUUCGGACAUCUUCGGCUGAUGCAGAUCAUGAUUCAGCAUGGAGCCUCGACUAACGAGCCUGACGAACAUGGGCGCACGCCUCUCAUGGAGGCUGUCGUGGGACACUCAAUAACUGCGGUAGAUUUCCUCCUGAAACACGGAGCAAAUGCGCGUGAUGCGGAUGAGGACGGGCAAACUGCACUGCACAUACUCACAACCGUCCACGGUGCCAAGUGGCCCGACAUCAUCCAGCUCCUCAUUCAACAUGGUGCCGAGAUGGAGGCUUUGAACAGAGCGGGCCGGAGCCCUAUGUCUAUCCUGAGGUCCAAAUCGGAUGAUUUAUUAGUGGACUUGGUCUAUGAAGUCGACCCAGAUCCUCAACCUUUUUUCGACGUUUGA